Molecule: messenger RNA, 5565 nt
Organism: Lentinula edodes (shiitake mushroom)
Lineage: Eukaryota; Fungi; Basidiomycota; Agaricomycetes; Agaricales; Omphalotaceae
Exons: 7
Coding region: 1-5565 (1854 amino acids)
Biological process (GO): peptidyl-serine phosphorylation; phosphorelay signal transduction system
Cellular component (GO): nucleus; cytoplasm
Molecular function (GO): ATP binding; protein serine/threonine kinase activity
Source: RefSeq, a predicted model, not a curated record
AUGUCAGAUUCUGGUCAGCAACAGCGCCGUCAACCUCCUAGUCCUCUUGUAUUUUCUCCAGAAGCUAUUCUAUCGCCUCCAGCCUCCCAGACCAGCCAGCAGGGCUCUGCGUCUAAUGGCGCAAAUACCGUCUCCAUGCCUUUCGUCAGGCGUCAUGUCACUCGGAGGCUUAAAGCUGCCAAGGCUGAAUGUGACAAAGAGCUUCAGCGCGUCACCAACAACAUCACGACAUUUUUUGAAGAGCGUCUCAAGGAUCAUGAGUACGAAACCGAGCGGGAUAGAGACAGAGAUUCCCAACUCGGUGACUUCGACCAUUUACGGGAUCAGUUUGCAUUCCAGCCUCUUGAUAUCAAUCGGUCUGCUCUUCAGACAGACGAGUCUAGUUCCGAAGGUGGAUACGAAGCAGAACAUGAAUAUCAUAGCCGGCACAGUCGUCAACCGUCCUCAACAUCCGCCUCAAUGAGUCCCAAUUCUCAUCGCAGUAGGCAACAACAGAAUAUCCCAUGGGAAAGGCCUUUGUCUGCAUCCAUGUCAUCAGGAGUCAUCUCUUCCUCACCUGGCAGCUCAACCGUCAUGCUUCCCGAAGCACCGCUCACUCGUAAGCAAAGCUCCGCUGCACCCACAUCAUGGAGUUCGCAGAACCUACCAUCACGGCGAUUAUCGCGCACGAUACACAUUCCUUCCCGACCACCUCGCUCUGGUCAGAGUUCUCGUUCUACUUCUCGUUCUCGCUCCCCACUACCGCCUCUUCAAAGUCACGCGUCGUUCUCUGAAUAUCCUGUCUCGUCUUCCUCCAGCAAUCGUCGCUCCUCUCGGAUACUCAUUGACGACCCGGUGGAUCCCAUCAUGACUACCCUGUAUGAGCUUAUCGGCGUCGCCACUGAUAUCACGGAUAUGUCUGUUACACAAAUCACGGCGCAACCCAAAUGCUGCGAGGCACUUGUGCAGAGAGUACAAAAUAUCGGAAAAGCAUGGGAAGAACAUCCUGAUUGGCACGGACGAAAUUGGUACGUGCAGGUACUUCUCGCUGUCGCCAGUCUUAGUCGUGUAGUGGAAUGGUGGGAGGCUGAAAAACAGUUCUGGAACUUUGACGACAAUCAGAAUGAACUGGAUGAACCCUUGACCUUUGUGAUGAAACCCGCGGAUGAGUUUGCAGUUCCAGCUCCUACGCCAACCCGGAGAACAGAGCCUUCCGAGCUAGAAGACUUUAGGCUCAAUCACGAUAAUGACAACAAGCUGCGUUUACAUCGGCCCACUAGCCAUAAUCGGAAAUCCAGAGAUGAGCAUCCCAAAACACUCUCUGCCUCGACUGCCCAUUCUCAAGAGCAUUUGGAACACGAAGGCCGUUCUGCUUCCAAGUCACACGAUAAUGCAGAAUCUGCGAGGGUGUUGGCAACGGAGCGGUUAAGGCUACAAGCUGAAACGGCUCAGAAUCAAAAUAUCGUUUUGGAACUUAGUCUAGAUGGAGAACAUCUCAUCUGGAUCAAUUACGCUUGGAGCGUCGUUGUUGGCUCGGAGCCAGAAGAUCUUUUUGGGUCUCGUGUCUCACAAUUUUUGCACCCAGCAGAUACUCAGGUGUUCGAUACUGCGACGCAGCGUCUCCUUGAGGAUGAUUCUCAUACUGUUGAAGCUAGAUUCAGACUCCGUGUGGAGCCUGAAGGUGAUCGCGAACCUCCUGCAGGACAGGCUCUCUUUCAGCAAAUGGAAGGCAAGGGUAUGCUCAUGAUUGAUCGUGAGGACGGUGAACCUUCUCAUACUAUGUGGGUCAUCAAACCCAUUGCGCCCCCUCGGUAUGAGCUCGAGUCUCCUGCCAUCACGCUAGUUUCUGCAGGGGAUAUCGAACCAGACGAAAUUCCUGCAUCUGCAGAUGUUAGCUACAUAGAUGCUGGGCAAGAUGUUCCCGAAACGCCUUUCCCUUUCCCGCAACCUAUCAUUACUGAUCCCAUCCUCUGCCGCAUUUGCGAGUGUCAUAUUCCCCAAUGGUACUUCGAAAAGCACAGCGAGACUUGCGUGGAAACACAUCGAUUGGAAGCUGAAAUUGGAGAGUGCAACGAGACCAUUCAGGAGCUACGCAACACUAUUCGCGAUCUUAUUCUUGCUAUGGACCGCUCUUCUCCCGCUACUCCUCCGGAAUACCGUGGCAUGCCUAUUUUCUCCCCGUCAUCAUCUCCCAUCCUCUCCUCCCCGCUACAUCUAUUCCGCGCGAACAAGAUGCAAAAGUUCGGUGUAAAGAAAAUGCAGCGACGAUUACUUGAUCAGUUGGAUGAUAUAUUACAAGUGGCUGCAGAGGUGUCUGUACCUUCGUUGAAGGAGGAAGAAGCUAAAGAGCCUAUUGAACGACAGAGGUUACUCUCACCGGGGUCGGAGAGAAAAAUGUCACAGAUCAGGAAUUGGUGUAAGCCUAUCGCUGAAGAUUCUGCACUCGGUCAAUUGGCACAGGAUGUGGAGAGGGUAAUGAGACAGAAGAUGGACACUGUGGUCAGAAUGCAGAAUACCAUUCGUUAUUCUGAAAAAAUCUGGCAUGAGUGGGAAGAGAGGGUUGUAGCUCACCUCGCUACAUACGCUGAUGAUAGCAGUGAUAGUGAAAGUAGCUCAGAUGAAGAGGAAGGUAACAUGCAUGGCCCAUCAGGAACACGCGAGGAUGAAUGCGACGACCAUUCUAGUACCAAAUCUGAAUAUGCCUUCAGUGGCGAGUACAGCAGCUCAGGUCCUACCCCUCUAGCUCCUUCUCCUGCCCCUAUGGCUGUAAGUGCGGAAUUUCGACCUAGUUCUGCCAUUUCCAUGGCGUCUAUGUCUUAUGGUGCUCGUUCACUGCAUACACGUUCCUCGACGCCCUCAUCUGUGUCAUCUCCUCUUGCCCUCGCGGCGCCAAUUGUUGCACCCUCUUCACCAGAUGUCCCAGCGAUGAAUCUAGAUGGACCUAGCACAAGUACUAAGCUAACAAUCACGACUCGUAAAUCCUCUUCCAGCCUGUUGGAGCCCAAGUUCAUCGUAACUCCCCCGGCCUCACCACAAAUACUCGCUCGUGAUGCACUAACUCGAGAGUCGUCAACAAAGCGCGGUCAUCGCCGACAUUCCACUAUCAACCCGAUCACCAGUCCUCCAGGCCCGGGUGGUGGCGGGCCUCUGUCUCCGCGAAACCCUUCUGUAGCACCUUUAUCGCGGACUACACCAACGUCGAUAAAAGACUUCGAUAUCAUCAAACCCAUCAGCAAAGGUGCUUUUGGGUCAGUAUUCCUCGCACGAAAAAAGGCGACUGGUGAUUAUUAUGCUAUCAAAGUACUGAAGAAGGCCGACAUGAUUGCGAAGAAUCAAAUCACUAAUGUCAAAGCGGAACGGAUGAUUUUGAUGAAGCAAGCCGAAUCACCUUUCGUGGCCAAACUAUAUUUCACCUUUCAAAGCAAGGAAAAUUUAUAUCUGGUCAUGGAAUAUUUAAAUGGUGGCGAUUGUGCUGCGCUUAUCAAGACUCUUGGUGCUCUGCCGGAGGAAUGGACAAAGCAAUAUAUAGCUGAAGUUGUUUUAGGAUUGGAGUAUCUUCAUCAACGAGGUGUUGUCCAUCGUGAUCUCAAGCCCGAUAACCUACUCAUUGAUCAACAUGGUCAUUUGAAGCUUACAGACUUCGGACUCAGUAGGAUUGGUUUACUGGGUCGGCAGACUCGUGAAAGUCAGAUUGGUCGCCCUUACACGAGAUACAGCUCUCGGUCUCGGCCACCCUCUUUAGACUCAGCGUACUUGUCGUCCCCAUUGUUCAAUGACCUUAAUGGCGGAGGUUCGUACUUCAGCCAACGCACACAAGCGGUUCCGCGCUUUGGAAGCUCCCCUUAUCUCUCUUCUACAGAUGAUGUUGGCGAAUCUAGUGGAUCUGAAUCUGUCGGAUAUACCACCCGGCGUACGGGCAAAGCUGCCGAAAGUCCCUUGCAGUCUUUCGCAACGGAACUCACGACUGAUUUGAGAUCACACUCGCAUUCACAAUCCAACUCGAACUCUACAGGUGGCACGCCCCCAGGUGAACAAAAGUUUGUUGGUACACCGGACUAUCUGGCUCCAGAAACCAUUCUUGGUCUUAGAGGAGAUGAUGCAGCGGUUGAUUGGUGGGCCCUUGGAGUCAUCACCUAUGAAUUUCUCUAUGGCAUCCCGCCAUUCCACGAUGAGACACCUGAGAAAGUAUUCGAAAACAUUCUCUCGGGUCAUAUCGAAUGGCAUGAGGAAUGGGUUGAUUUUUCCGAUGAAGCACGUGAUUUUAUGGAGAAGCUGUUGGUGACUGACCCAUCUGCUCGUCUUGGGGCUAACGGUGCAGAAGAAGUCAAAGCCCACCCCUUCUUUGCUACUAUCGAAUGGGAUAAAGUCACCACCACUGAGGCUGCAUUCAUUCCGCAGCUCAAUGAUCCGGAAUCCACUGACUACUUUGAUGCUCGUGGGGCCGUACCUAUGCUCUUCAAAGACGACGAGGAAGGCCAAAGCGCGGCCGUGACCCAGCCAUCCGCUUUGAAUAGUCCAAUAAUCGAUUCUUCGAUGCCACCUCCAUCCAUGCCUGUGCCGAUUGGCGGUGGUGGACGAGACACGGCGACUUCAACACCUAGUGAUGAUUUUGGUUCGUUUAGCUUCAAAAACCUUCCAAUCCUCAAACAAGCCAAUGACGAUGUGAUUCGGAAAUUGAAGACGGACCAAAUGGUGCCACUCACUCACGCUAUCUCCGAAUCCACAGGACUCCACAAUCGUAGGAAGAGUGUUUCUCAUCGUAUCAAGAAACCUCCCAGUGUUGUGACGACGAUGGAGCCUUCAUCACGGAUCUUGGCUACUGGACCCCCUUCUCCCGCAACGUCGACGUCCUCAAUUGCUUCGUCACCGUCUCGAUCAAGUCUACCUCCUUCCACGCCUGGCACAGGGAGUGGUACUCAUGCUCGCAAACCGUCUGAAUAUGGCGCCGUCGAACGGUUCAAGCAGAGCCAUCUGGAGGGUGUUGAACGACGGAAUUCUAUGCCAAGUCGUUUGAGAACUGCAUCAGUCUCUAGUGCUGGAGAUGGGUCAGGAUCAGAAACAUGGAAUUCUUCAGUCGGACACGGGACUAUCAACACUCCACCCUCAUCUGUUCACUCUAUAGACCUGCGAAAAGGCCCUGAUCCCAAUGAUCGUGCUGUGACCUGCCUGUUAGCCGAAGACAACCCGAUUACUGCCAAAAUCAUUGAAACGUUGCUGAUCCGUCUUGGGUGUAGAUGUGUAGUAGUUGCUGAUGGAUCUGAGGCGAUCAGUGUCGCAAUGGGUGAUAUUAAAUUUGACUGUAUCUUAAUGGAUCUGCACAUGCCAGUACUUGAUGGCGAGGGUGCGGCGCGAUAUAUCAAAAGUACCAAUAGCAAGAACACGAACGCUCCCAUCAUCGCUAUCAGCGCAUAUAGCGCAGCCGGUGAACAGGGUGACUCCAACAACCUUUUUGCUGCCUCAUUGGCGAAGCCUUUGCAAAAAGCUGAUUUAAUUGCCGUUUUUCGACAGCUAGGCUUCAAAACAACAACGAUGCAGGGACCCAACUCGACAAAAGUCAUGGCAUCCCAUAGUAUCGCUGUUUCAUGA